AUGUUGGAGGGCUACGCCGUGUACCGAGCGCUCUUCAGGCCCAGACCACCGGACACCGGGCCCGGAGUCCACCACCACCCAUUGCUCGGUCUCAAGCUCGAGCGGCGGCGCAAGAUCCUGAUGCUCUUGUCCAUCUUCGCCACCACGGUCACCUACACGGCAGGGCUGAGUCCACCCGACGGCUUCUGGCCCGACAGCCGGGAAGGCCACCGCCCAGGCAGCCCGGUUAUGGAGGACCAACACCACUCGCGACGCUUCAUCGCCUUCUUCAUCUGCAACACCGCCGCUUUCAUCGCAUCACUCAGGGGAAUCAUGCUCCUAACCACCAUCAGAAGCAAGUUCAAGGACGGCGACGGCAAUGGGCGGUGGUGGUACGUCCUCUAUGGGCACGUCGUGGUGGCGCUGCUCGGCCUCUUGGGCGCCUACACCUUCGGAAGCUGCAGGGAGACUCACUCCACCCUCUAUGUCUUUGGCCUCGUCUUCCCGGCUGUUCUGGCCUACACCGCCAUCCAAUUCAUCAUCCAGCGAUACUGGUGGGAUGAGCUCGUGGACCUCUCGGAACAAGGCAAGGCACGCUUAAGGUCCUACUGGACCAGCCUAAGCUUGAGGUUGGGGUCAUGCUGGAGCAGCAUGUACUCUUGCUGGACCGACCCCGACGAGGAUGACACGUGGGAGGAAGAAGAAGAUGGCCUUGGAACAGAGACGACUGCCACGACGGUAAAGAGGGUCCACACUGCGGUGCUGCUUCUUGCCACUCUCUCGGCGACCAUCACGUACCAAGCAGGGAUGAACCCGCCGGGCGGCUUCUGGCUGGACAGCCGCGACGGGCACACGGGCGGCGACCCGAUACUCCUGACCACGCAUGCCGGACGCUACAAGGUCUUCUUCGCCUUCAACUCCCUCGCCCUCGUCACCUCCGUCGUCGUCAUCGUGAUGGUCCUCACGAGGCAUCCGUCGAGCGCCGUCCACAAGCACCACGCGCUGGAGGCCGCCAUGAUACUCGACCUGCUCAGCCUCAUGGCCGCCUACGCGGUCGGGUGCGGCCGGGACGUGAACGCGUCCGUCCGCGUCAUCGCCCUGGCCGGCGGCCUCCUGGUCUGCGUCGUGAUCCACAUCGUCUUCUUCACGCUCAAGACCAGGAGGAGGGAGAAGCCGGAGCUGCUCAAGAAGAAGCGCAAGCUGCUGCUGCUGUUCGCCAUCCUGGUCGUCACCAUCACCUACCAAGCUGGGCUCGCUCCGCCGGGUGGCUUCUGGCUCGACGAUGACGGCGGCCACGCCGCGGGCUACGCGGCUCUCUCGCCAGCAACUACCCUCGCCGUUACACCACCUUCUUCUAUUGCAACGCGGCGAGCUUCAUGUCCUCGGUGGUAA
This is a messenger RNA of Aegilops tauschii subsp. strangulata, 1371 nucleotides long. The record is from RefSeq and is a predicted model, not a curated record. NCBI's taxonomy places the organism in Eukaryota, Viridiplantae, Streptophyta, Magnoliopsida, Poales, Poaceae.